AAAAAUGUUUAAUAUUCCAACAUGUUCACCUCUUAACACUUUAAAUAAUGACAAUAAUAACAAAGCCAUUCCAAAAUCCUUAGCACAAUUGUUAGCAGACCGUCGACCUUCAUAUUCUGUUAGCAUUCCCAGCGAAUCCAGAAAAUUAAACAGAGAAUGUAGAAGGAAAGGGAACGAGCAAGUUUGUGGGAAGGAUGAAGAGGUGAAUGGAGGUUCUAUCAUGCUUCCCCUUCCACCUCUGAAGGAGUCAAACAAUGCAGAAAUAAAAAAAAUUUUACUACAAAAAAUACAGCAAUGCCAACAAUUUGUGGCAUGGGGAGAGGAGGAGAAUGAAGAAAAAAUUAAUGAGAGAUUAAUAAAGACGAAUGCUUUAGAGGAAGUAAUUGAAUGGGUUUCCAAUAGUUCUUCGAAAAAAAUGGAGGAAGAGGACAAUUUGAAGCGCGGACUGGUUGAUAUUGUCCGAAUUCUUCCUCCAAGCGAAACACAAGAUAAUUCAACAACAGAAGAACUAACAGAUAUUGGUCUAGAUUCUCGGCUAACAUCCAACUCCCAUUUAGAGCCUAAUUGGCCCCAUUUACUUCAAGUUUAUCGUCUACUACAUUUAUUAAUUGAAAAAUGGAGUGAUGGCGAUCUUGCUAAAUUUACUGAAUUUAAUUCAAAAUUUAUUGGAGAUUUAUUGGAAUUAUUUCACUCAGAAGACCCCAGAGAAAGACAACAACUCAAAAAAGUGGUUCACACACUCUACAGUAAAUUGGUGCCUUUAAGGCCUGAGAUACGCAAAAGAAUGGGGUGGUUGUUUUUGGAACAUGUUUAUGAAAGUAGACAGUGUAAAGGAGUUCCUGAAAUUUUGGAAAUUCUUGGAGAUAUAAUUAAUGGUUUCUGCGUUCCACUAAAACCCGAACAUCGCCAAUUUUUCUUAAAAAUAUUACUUCCUCUACACAAGCCAAGAACUUAUUUGCUAUAUUUUGCUCAGCUUUCAAACUGUGUUGCUUUAUUUAUCGAAAAAGAUUUUAGCCUUGUAAAGCCUACUUUUGACUAUUUACUUGGAAAAUGGCCGAAAGAUUAUUCGGCUAAAGAAGUUUUAUUACUAACGGAAAUUGAAGAAGUAUUGAGUCGAAUUGGAAAUAAUGAAUUUAAUUUAAUUUGUAAGCCACUCUUUCGACAGUUGGGAAAAUGCGCGUCAAGUCUGCAUUUCAGGGUAGCUGAACGAGCACUCCAAUUAUGGAACAGUGAAACAAUUCUCUCCCUCAUCACCCCAAAUUACAGCCAUUUAUUAUUUCCUAUAAUGCUACCAGCAUUGUUUAAAGCUAAUGAGGCAAAUCAUUGGAAAAAUGAAAUUAAUAAUUUGGUGUACAAAUCAUUAAUGAGACUAAAACGAAUGGACACAACUUUAUUCAACUUGUUGACUUGUGAUUACAACGAAAAUGAAAAUUACUUGAAAAUUAAAAAGGAGGAAAAUUUAUUUUUGAUAAAGAAAAAUGAAAAACACAUAAAUUAUUCCAAUUGUUCAAGGCAACAUUUAAAUGAAGGGAACAAGGAAGAAGUGAGGGGGAGAUGGCUAUUGUCUGAUAAGGAUUUUUAA
Molecule: messenger RNA, 1582 nt
Organism: Meloidogyne enterolobii
Lineage: Eukaryota; Metazoa; Nematoda; Chromadorea; Rhabditida; Meloidogynidae
Source: the annotation of a GenBank genome assembly